AUGUUUGCUGUGGGCUGCAGCAUGGGCCCCAUCCUGCACUACUGGUACCUGUGGCUGGAUGGGGCCUUCCCUGCCCGGGGUGUCAGGGGCUUGAGGACAGUCCUGAAGAAAGUCCUGAUCGACCAACUGGUGGCAUCACCUGCCCUGGGAGCCUGGUACUUCCUGGGGAUGGGAACCCUGGAGGGCCAGACUCUGGCAGCCAGCUGGAAGGAGCUGAAGGAGAAAUUCUGGGAGUUCUACAAGGCUGACUGGUGCAUCUGGCCGGGGGCUCAGCUCAUCAAUUUCCUCUUUGUCCCCCCAAAAUACCGGGUGAUUUAUGUCAACAUCAUCACGCUGGGCUGGGACACCUACCUGUCCUACCUCAAACACAGG
Chaetura pelagica (chimney swift) is the source of this 372-nucleotide messenger RNA. It is a transcript of the gene MPV17L2, whose product is annotated as MPV17 mitochondrial membrane protein-like 2. The record is from RefSeq and is a predicted model, not a curated record. Gene Ontology annotation, biological process: mitochondrial ribosome assembly. NCBI's taxonomy places the organism in Eukaryota, Metazoa, Chordata, Aves, Apodiformes, Apodidae. The transcript has 3 exons. The annotation marks the transcript as partial. Gene Ontology annotation, cellular component: cytoplasm; membrane.